AUGGCGACUAUCAUUGGGACGACUGUUUUGAGGAGGACAACUAGAAAUCUUCGACCGCUUUCAAGGUUAUUGUCAACGGAAACGCACCUCAAAAUAAAACUGGAACCAUACGAACUUACUCACGAGACAAUUUUCAACGAGGAUCAUGCAGAACUUCGCGCAUCGCUCAACAAAUUUAUCCAGAAAGAGAUUAACCCUUUUGUGGACGAGUGGGAAAAUGCCAAGAGUUUUCCCGCCCAUGAAUUGUUUAAAAAGAUCGGAUCUGCAGGGUUCUUUGGUGUGAACAAACCCACUAAGUAUGGUGGACUCGGGCUGGACUAUUCGUUCAGUGUGGCUAUGGCAGAGGAGUUAGGUGAGAAACGCACGUACACAAUUGAACACCACAGGGAGGGCAGAGGAUUUUGUCUUAAAAUUUGUUGAAGGGAAAGGGGUCAAAGGGGGGAUGCUAAUUUUUUAGAAAGAGUUUUGAAAGAUUAAGUGUUUCUAACAUUAUUGUAAACCACUUCAAAAUUAGCCUCCCACGCAGGCGUUUUUAGGGGAGCUCGUCUUUCAUCCCUCCCCACAAUUGCCUGCUCAACCGAAGACAACAUUCCUUUCCCAAGCUUAGCCAAUCACAUUGUACUUUCCAAAUUCUGGAAGGUUGACCUUGACUGCAGGAUAAUUACUUGAUCUGCAUGGAACACUGAGAAAGCUUUCUUACCUAUAAUAAAAUGUUAGGGGAUGUUUACAUGAGAAAACUCAUACUGGGGCGAGUUUCGUACUGGAAUGACUUUUUUAUUUUGUAUUGUGUUUACAUUAUGACUGUGUCAUUUCAUAUCUUGUUAUUUGAAGGCACACUUCAUGUUGAUAAAAUACACGUAAGAUUCAAAAUUGCAGACAUUACGUAUACGCUACCCAGGCUGGUCUACCAUCAGACCGAUUUCACACCGAAACAUGUGGUCAUUUCGCAUUUACAUGAUACCGUUGCAAGAUUUCGUGCUGAAGUGAAAUUCUCGCCCCAGAACAACAACCAGGGGUGAACUUACGCCGGGGUGACUCACGCGGUGGUGGUAUCAUGUAAACAAAGGUAGAGCCAUGAGAGGGAACCGGAGUGGACUCACUCUGGAGUGAAAGUCACCCCGGUGUCAUGUAAACACCCCCUUAGAUUCAGAGUGGCAAAAGUAAUAUUUAGUCAAAUUUUAGAAUACUCCAUGCACUGCAUAACCUUAGCAAAGGAAAGAAAAGAAUGGAAAUAGUAGCUCCAGGGUCACAUUUUAGCCGUGUUUAGCCUGUAAACACUUUAUUCACACCUGUUGAUUGGUCACUUACCAUGCAUAUAAAACAAUGGGAAAGGAGAGAUUUUUUCAGUUGAGAAGGCGUUUGUAGGGAGGGAUGAAAAACGAGCUCCCCUAAAAAUGCCUGCAUGGAAGGCUACCACAAAAGGGAAGUUCCCUAUUUUCUAGUUCAGUGAAGGAUGUUUUUAUUAUUAAUGCACUAAACUGCAAUGUCCUUUACUUUGUGAUGUGGCUUAAUGUAAUUUCGGCAAAGUUAACCUCGAAGCAAUGCUGUUCAGCAGUUUCCCAAGCUAUACUAGGGGUGGCCCGAUGCCUCUAGCAGGGGCACCUCGUGACUUAUAUACGCAGUUGCUUGCUUGCAGUUCUUUGCAAAGUGUUGUUGCAAUAGCUUGCUGUUUGCAUGCCAUUUUGUGCUUUGGUUUUUGCUUGUUUGCUGUUUCCGCUUUACAAUGACUGCUCGUCAAACCAACAGUAGUUUGGCUGCUAGUUUGGAUGGGGAGAACUUGCCAUCGGAUACCGUUCUGCACGCAGAGUCGUCUGUUCCUUUGUCGCUCGCUUCUGCGGCAAACUCGGCGCGACAAACAUCUUCAACAGUUUCCGCCCCAGUUGUUGCUGCUCGUGUCCAUGAUCCCGCUCUAAUCGCUGUAAUCAUCGAUGCUGUUAAGGUCUCUUUAGUGGCAGAAAAAGGCCCUGGCUCUACCUCAAGCAAUUUGCAUGGAAAUUCAAUUAGCGUGGAGCUACAAACAGCUUCUGGGGGCGUUCCCACCCCAUCACCCAGCUUGUCCUAGCAAACGGCGACCUUUUUAGCUUCUGGAGGCACCUUUCCAGCGCAUCAGGCAAUAUCUUUACCUUCAGCCACUCAAGGUAGGCCUAAUUUUACUGUACCAUCCUUUGUUGCCACUUUUGCAAUCCUGCGCUUGCCGAUUUUAAGCACUUCGAUCACGGCGGGUGCUUCUGUCCCGGUACGACUCAGCGACAGCUCCUUGGCUGCAAGCCUGCCAUCGGGACCGUUACUCCAACAGCCGUUUGUAGUUGGCCCCUGUUUUUUCACCAAUUCCGGCGAAAACGGUUUGCCAAAUUGUUGCUGGCAAGUAUGUGGAUUUUGGGGACUUGCUAUCAGUCAAUAUCGUUCAGACUGCGCGGGAGUCAGAAGCAUUCCUGGAUGGGAGCUUAGUGUUUCUGCCAAGCACUAAAAAGCAACGCCGACGCAUCAAGGACAUCGUGACCUGGUCCGAAGCUUUUACAAUUUUCACGCUGAUUCUGACAUCGUAUUUUCCACACCACUGGAAAGAUUUAACUUCCUAAAAGCUUCUCAUCCUGCACACGUACCGCCAGUUCGGUGGUCGUGGUUGGCUGGCAUACAAUCAUUCCUUCUCCAUAACCACUGCCUUUCUGAUUUGUUACGUUAUUUGGAUAACUUUAUUACCGUAGGUCCCCCACAGUCGUCCCAGUGUGCUUAUAACCUAAAGACGGCAGUCUCUGUCUGCCACCGGCUGGGGUUGCCUCUUCAUGCUUACAAAUUUGUGGGUCCAGCCACUUCUAUGACCAUCUUAGGAAUUGAAUUGGACUCCGUUAACCAAGUGGCUCGUCUUCCUGAGGACAAAUUGCUUGCACUAAGAGACCUCAUUCAUUCCUGGAUGCCCUGUCGCUGGUGCAGAAAGUGGGAAUUGGAGUCCCUUAUUGGCCAUUUACACCAUGCUGCUAAGGUAGUUUGGCCAGGGAGAGCCUUUCUCCGUCGGUUUAUUGACUUACUGUGCUGCUUCCGUAACAAGGGCCAUCCCGUUCGGAUCAACCAGAAAUUUUGUCUUGAUCUUCAGUGGUGGCAGCAGUUUCUAUCUUCUUGGCAUGGAGUUGGGUUUUGGUUGUACCCCAGCAUGCCUGCUGCCACAUAGUUGGAGGUCACUUCGGAUGCAGCAGGUGCGAUUGGCUUCAGUGCCUAUCCUAGGGGCCAAUGGUUUUAUGGUGCCUGAUCAACAGUGCAGGCCAGGCAAUCUAUCGCAUACUAAGAACUCUUUCCUGUGGUGAUUGCUGCUCACCUUUGGAGAUCUUAGUGGGCCAGGAAGCAUGUCCUUUUUCGAUCAGAUAACGAGGCAGUAGUCGCAAUUCUCACGACCAGGACUUCAAAGGUUCCAGCUUUAAUGCACCUUCUCCGUGAUCUUCUGCUCUCAGCGGCGCGUUGGGGUUUUACUUUCACUGCUGCUCAUAUUCCUGGAGUUGAGAACAAAAUUGCUGAUGCUAUCUCUCGUUUCUGUUGGCAGGAUUUCAGGCAGCUGGCUCCGGAGGCUCAUUUGUCCCCUUGUCCGAUUUCUCACCUCCUGCUUGACAGCUUAACACCUCCUCCCUGGAACAAUGAUGCUUACAUUUCUUGGCCGAGGGUCUGGCUCCUUCCACCUGGAAAGCAUAUGUAUCAGGUCAGUGCAAGUUCGUCGAGUUUUGCUGCCAAGCUGGAAAGCUUCACCCCAAUGGCUUGCCUUGCCGUGCAGAUGAGUGGACUUUAUGUUUGUUUGUUUCAUUUCUGGCAGAUUCAAUUCAGCAUUUGUCAAUUAAAGUAUAUUUAUCUGCAGUUCGCUCCUUGCACAUUGAGUAAGGUUUUCCUGACCCGUUGCUUAAUUGCCUGCGGCUUCAACGAGUGUUAAGAGGGUUCAAGCGUUCCCAAGGUUCCCCAGCUGCUCAACGCUUUCCGAUUACUGACAGCCUUCUCUUGGUUAUUCAUCGGGCGUUGGACCUCAAUAUUUUUUAUCAUUGCACCUUUUGGGCAGCCUGCAUGCUGGGUUAUUUUGGUUUUCUCCGUGCUGCAGAAUUUACAGUCCCCAAUUUAGCUAGCUUUUCUCCAGCUAGUGAUCUAUCAGUGGCAGACAUCGCAGUGGAUUCGCUCCAGUCACCAGCCUGCCUCCGUGUUUGGAUAAUAGCGUCAAAAACGGAUCCGUUCCGUCAGGGUUGCCACAUCCAUAUUGGUCUGGGAAGGGCACCCCUCUGCGCAGUUCAGGCUUUGCUGGCUUACCUCUCCUUGCGAGGAAAUGUCCCUGGCCCCUUGUUCUUACUGGCGAAUGGUCAACCUCUGUCUCACUUAAUCCUGACUGAUUGGCUGCGGCAAAUUUUCUCCACCGUGGGAGAAGGCAAUUUUCCCAGCCACAGCUUCCGCAUCGGGGCAACCAUGGUAGCAGCUCACAAUGGUAUUCCAGACCACCAAAUUCAGGAUCUUGGAUGUUGGACUAGCAAUGUUUACCAGCUUUUUGAAGCUCUUGCGGGCAUCUCUUGUCAGCUGGCUUGACAUCGCGUGUCCUUGCCAUUUGUUAUCCACAGCUCCUUUGACAUUGCAGGCGAGUUAAGUACUGAAUUGCCCUGGGCUUGCAGCGCGGUUUUUUGGUGUUGCUCUCACUGUCAGCUGCAUUCCGUUGGUAAGUGUGUUGUCUGUUUUUUUUUUUUUUUAAGCAACUGUUGCAGCCUGGUGCUUGGGGUUGUUGGAGUCGGAGGUUCCAUUUCACCCCAGUUCGCUGGCCUCUCUUUUUUCAAGCACCAAAGAGAUUUCGGUUGGCGGGGGGGGGCGCUAGGGUGCUCGCAGGGUUGCCAUGGAUAGCUCCUCCUCUUGCUAGAGCAUUGCCUGGCUCCACCAACUUUGUAGGCACCAACGCCCAAGCUCAUCUAUUGGUGAUGAGUUUAAAUGUGGCUAAGGGUAAUUUUCCACUGGCUGAGUGUAACGAAUUAAGUGGAAAAUGUUUUUCUCACACACCGCUGGGAGCCUGGGUAUAGGUCAUGUGACUGAAGGGCGGGCAGUUGCUUUUGUUGCGUCCGCGAUUACUGACCUUCCCACCCACCCACCCUAUGAUUUCAGUUUUGUAUGCUGUUAAAUGUACGGUGCAACUUUGUAGUUUUUGUUGGUGUCCUACCUUUCUAAGGUUAUGAUAUGUAUGCAUUUUUUGAGUUUAAAAUAAAGGUCAGGCUGCGGCAGUCGGCUUGGCAUGGCUACCAGUGGUGUGUGAGAAAUGUAAUUUAGGCAAAGUUAACCUCGAAGCAAUGCUGGUCAGCAGUUUCCCCAGCUAUACUAGGGGUGACCCGAUGCCUCUAGCGGGGGCACCUCGGGACUUUUAUACGCAGUUGCUUGCUUGCAGUUCUUCACAAAGUGUUGUUUCAAUAGCUUGCUGUUUGCGUGCCAUUUUGUGCUUUGGUUUUUUGCCAUCCCUCCCUCCCUCUUGAGGUAUGGGCCAGGUAAGUAUUGGUCGUUAAGUACUUCACUGAAUUGUUCAGUGUGACGGUGCCUGGUGGGGGCCGCUGGCAGGGUUGCCAUGGAUACCUCCUCCUCAUGUUAGAGCAUUGCCCGGCUCCACUAACUUUGUAGACACCAAUGCCCAACUAGCCCUAUCUACAUUAUCAUCAUCACCUAUCCUGCUUUCAUAACAUCACGGAUUGUUUUCAUUCUUGUAAUCAUCAUCAUCAUGGUCAUCAUGGUCAUCAUCAAUAAACCCACCUUUCUCACUUUCACAGCUCUUAAAGUUAUGAUUAAGUCCUCAGCUUCUAUGUUUGCAUGAUUUAAACCACCUUCCAUAGCUUAAAAUGGUCAGCAAUAUGUUGGUUUGUUCAAGUCUCUGCAGUUACGCUGCAAUCAGAAUGAUAUACUUGACUACAGGUCGAGCAUGGUUCUGUAAUCAAAAGUGACCAUAUGCAAAUUCCCAUCAAGUUGAUCCCAAAUCUUUAGAAAGCUUCUUUGAUUUACAUCAUGGAUGAAAUUUCUUUGAUAUUUCUUACGAUUGUGGUGGCCUUUAUGGAUAUGGACUACAAUGUCUGAAGAAAGCUUUCCUUCUAUUUAGCCACAAUUGGUAGCUGGCUGAAAAUAUGCUUGUUUGAGUCAAAAGACGACAUAGUUUUCUGUACGGAACCUGAAGCUUUCCAUGGAGUAUGCAACUGAUCUGAGUCGGAGCUAAUUCAAAAUAAAAUUUUGUUUUCUUUGUUCCCUAUGCUUACAUUAUUGUCUCAUUAAUAUUCAUAUUUUCGAUUAUCUGGACUAUUUACUGAAGUCCCAAUGAGUCCGGGUAUCAAGGUUCAACUGUAAUGAGUCUGACAUGCUGUAUCUGUUACUAUGUUAUGUUAGUUUCUUCAUUAUUUGUCGCUAACAGGAAUAUAGGGCUGUCACUAAGAUUUUAUUAAGUUGCCAGGUAAUGCAAUAAGUGAGUGGUGAAUUGAACAGCUAGGGAUUUUUUGUGCUUUCAUUUUCCUGAUGUUCCCUGUGAAAGUAGCUGGGUUUUAUGCUCAUAUUGGGCAGGGGAAAUCCCUGGCCCCUGGCCCUUAAGUGACUGCCCUGUGAAUAGUUAUCUUUGUUUUGAUUGAAACAUCAGGAAGCAUCACAUGUGGAGCCAUUCCCAUGGCAAUAGGGGUCCAGGCAGAUAUGGCAACUCCUGCACUGAUGAGAUUUGGCAGUGAAGAACUUAAGAAACAGUUCCUUGUUCCAACCAUAGCUGGUGAUUUUGUGGCUUGCCUUGGAGUGAGUGAGCCUGGGGCUGGCUCUGAUGUUGCAAGUAUAAAGACUGUUGCUGUUAAAAAAGGAGGUAAGAAUGUUUUUUUUAAUGUAAUAGUACGCAAAAAAAACACAUACAGAAUACUGUAACAGCCACUUUUUCACUGCAUAUCUAUGUUUACCUGAAAAAUCCUUAAGUGUAUUAGUUUUUCGCUCUGUUUUCAGGCUCCUUAGUGUGCUAUUCACCAACCCUUCUGAUAGGUGCAAAAAUUAUUGGAAAAUCAAUAUGCAAUAUUUACAGGAGUUCACGUCAUACAGCAAAAAGGCCUUUAGGUGGCACAUUGUGAUUUCUAAGGAAUAGGCUUCCCAUCUUAUUACCAUUAUUAGAUUCACGGAGGUCUUUAUGGGCUCUUACUUGACAUUCCAGUUAGCAAAGUAUACUGUACCUGUAAGUUAGGGUAUAUCUGAUCCACUGAAUUGCCUGUCUGUUAUUUAAAAAUCCAGCUUCCAUGUAAAUUUCACUACAAAUAAAACCUCAGUCUGCUAUUGAAAGCACUUGAAUUAAUUAAAGAUCUGAUUAAGAACCUAAGCAGCCUGAUUUCCCUCAAAGCACCCAAUGUACGUUUACAAAAACCUGUUUUUUUGCUGAAUGCACGUGUUUGCCAUAUACAAUUUCUUUUGUACUGAUUCUUAAAUAUUGUGCAAUUUUCCUGUAGUGUGUAUCUUGCCUAUUUGGUAUACUAAUUUAUAUUACUUAAAACAGAUGACUAUGUUAUAAAUGGAAGCAAGUUGUGGAUUACAAAUGGCCUUCAAGCUGAUUGGAUAUGUCUUCUAGUUAAUACAAGUGAGGGUCCUGCUCAUAAAAACAAGUCUUUAAUCUGCGUUCCUCUCAAUCUACCUGGAGUACAAAAGGCAAGAAAUAUAAACAAGCUCGGUAUGCACUCUUCGGACACCGCAGAACUAUUCUUUGAAGAUGUCAAAGUGCCGCAGUCUUACAGAAUUGGCAAGGAAGGGAUGGGUUUUACCUAUCAGAUGAUGCAGUUUGUUGAUGAGAGAGUAUUUGCUGGGGCAUCAGGUAAAAAUUGAUCAUUAAUUUGUAAUGCUAGCUUUAUCAUCAAUACAUAAAAUUUCUAAAAAAAGAACAGUGUAAGCUUCAAACGUACAAUACUAGAUAAACCAAAGUGAAAUAUACUUUUGUUAAUAGAUGUUGGUCUUUUGUACCUAUUUUUAUCAAGGUUUCAUUGCACACUGAACUUUAAUUUGGAUUAUUUAACUUCUUUUUUGAGAUAAAUAUUAGCGAUAAAAAAUCACGACGUUUCGACCUCUCCGAGGUCAUUUUCAGGUGUAUAAAAGUUCUCUAAAUUAGCAUAAAUAAGUUAAAAACAAGUUAUAAUAGAUAAAAAAUGUGGUGAACGCUAAAAUGUGAUAAAAUAUGUAAAAAUGUAAAAAGUGCUAAAAAUAUUUAUAAAGUCAAAAAACAAUGGAAAUAAAACAAUGUUAACAAGAACUACUCUAAAGAAAUAAUUUGGCGCGAAUUGAAUCGCACUGUUUGUUAAGCGUCGGUUUCAGUUCUUGGAUAAAAAAACAUUUCAAAAAUAAGGCAGUCAAAUUUGUUCUAACACUUUCUUAAGAUUCUAAAACUUUGUGCGAUGUCUUCAGGCUCCAUAUCAUGCUGCUCUCUGAGGUGGUUUGCGAUUGCCGAUCCUUUGUGUUCUUCAAUUCGUUGGUGUAGGUGUCGGCACGUGUAGCCGACAUAGCCUGCAUCACACAGGCUACACUGGAAAGAGUACACCACGCAUUGUUGACUCACAAGAGGCGGCUUGUCUUCUUUGACCUUAAUUUCAUCUUUGAUCUUCCUACUUGUGUAAACUGGGCUGAUGUCUGCGUUGAUCUUCCUACUCAGGUCAGCCAGCUGUUUACGUACUACGUUUGCUGAUUUCUGGUCUUUGAAGGGCAACACGAUUCUGUUCGGGGCUUCUCUUUUAUCAGCCACUUGGGUGUGUGAAUCCUCGGACACUUUGGAUUCAAUGAAUUGGCGAAUGGUUGACUGCACAAGGUCGUCUGGAUAGCGCAGUCGGGAGAAGAUCUCUUUAAGGCGUUCACAUUCCUUGUGAAAAAACGUCCACGUAGACGAGAGUUUAAACGCACGGUUAAGCAUGGUGUUCAGGAGUGACCGUUUGUAUCUGGCGUCAACGUGACUGUGGUAGUGUAGCAGAAGUCCAGUGUCCGUUGGUUUUCUGUAAACCGUGGUGUCUAGGCGGCAACCAUUCCUGAUAACAUUCAUUCCGAGAAAGGGAAGCUUGCCAUUUUCUUCGAGCUCCAUUGUAAAAUUGAUAGAGGGAUGACUCUCGUUUAAUGUCGUCAGGAAUUCUGAGGCUGCUGUCAGAUCCGGCAUUACGCUAAGUGUAUCAUCUACAUAGCGCUUGUAGAAGGUAGGCAACUUGUUCUCUGUUUCCAGCUGUUUCUCGAUUUUGCACAUGAAGGCGUUUGCCAUUAGGGGACCUAGUGGCGAGCCCAUGGCUACACCGUCCACUUGCUCAUACAAGUUCCCUUCAAACUGGAAGAGCUGAUUUUUGGUGGCGAUUCUCAACAGCUCUAUCAAAUCAAACUUCGUGAUGUAAAGAUCGUGCUCUCUGUUAAACCAGUCGUUUUCAAAGGCUCUCUCUGCGAUACUCUCGAUAGUUUCAUCCACUGGAACAUUAGUGAACAGUGGCGAUACAUCAUAGGACACCAGAACCUCAUGCUAUGUAGAUGAUACACUUUUCGUAAUGCCGGAUCUGACAGCAGCCUCAGAAUUCCUGACGACAUUAAAUUCAUUGAAUCCAAAGUGUCCGAGGAUUCACGCACCCAAGUGGCUGAUAAAAGAGAAGCCCCGAACAGAAUCGUGUUGCCCUUCAAAGACCAGAAAUCAGCAAACGUAGUACGUAAAUAGCUGGCUGACCUGAGUAGGAAGAUCAACGCAGACAUCAGCCCAGUUUACACAAGUAGGAAGAUCAAAGAUGAAAUUAAGGUCAAGGAAGACAAGCCGCCUCUUGUGAGUCAACAAUGCGUGGUGUAUUCUUUCCAGUGUAGCCUGUGUGAUGCAGGCUAUGUCGGCUACACGUGCCGACAUCUACACGAACGAAUUGAAGAACACAAAGGAUCGGCAAUCGCAAACCACCUCAGAGAGCAGCAUGAUAUGGAGCCUGAAGACAUCGCACAAAGUUUUAGAAUCUUAAGAAAGUGUUAGAACAAAUUUGACUGCCUUAUUUUUGAAAUGUUUUUUUAUCCAAGAACUGAAACCGACGCUUAACAAACAGUGCGAUUCAAUUCGCGCCAAAUUAUUUGCUCAGAGUAGUUCUUGUUAACAUUGUUCUAUUUCCAUUGUUUUUUGACUUUAUAAAUAUUUUUAGCACUUUUUACAUUUUUACAUAUUUUAUCACAUUUUAGCGUUCACCACAUUUUUUAUCUAUUAUAACUUGUUUUUAACUUAUUUAUGCUAAUUUAGAGAACUUUUAUACACUUGAAAAUGACCUCGGAGAGGUCGAAACGUCGUGAUUUUUUAUCGCUAAUAUUUAUCUCAAAAUCGAUUUCUAAGAAACUACUUAUUAAUAUUUAACUUCUGUGAUUUAAUUACAUUUCUAGACAGAGAUUAAAGCCCAUCAGCUCUCUUUUGUCUUGUACCUAGGUCAAGUUUCAAUCAGUUUAAGUGGGAAAAAGUACCUUCAGAAAUAAUUCCUGAAGAUACUUUUACAUUUGUGUACUUUAACCCAUUCGCUCCUGGAGAUUUUGCCGAAAAACGCGUUUUGAAGUUAGUCGAGUGGUUUUCUGGUCACUGUCGUGCUAUAAAGAGCUAAAACUUACCACAAACCGGUUUACAGGUCGAACACUUCGCGGCCUUCUGAUCCAGAUGCAAAAUAUCAGCUUGCGAAGUUCGGGCAUGCGCAGAAAGCAAAAUUUCAAUGUCACGUGGUUUUUUGCUUCUUUCUCCCGUUCCUUGACUGAAUUGUGCUCAUUCUGGUAUGGUUUGAAAGAUCUCUUCACUCUGCACAAGUUAGCGAAGAAAGUUGUCCUUGACCGUUAAAACUGAUGACGUCACAAAGGGUAGAAAGGACCUGGAUCCGCACGGGCGGUUACGGGCGGUUCAGGGGCGAAUGGGUUAAAAAAAUCUGAACUUGUAAAGACCUAGCUACUUACGUAUUAACGUACAGCAAUACACAGAAGAUGUGAUGAAGUUAUUUGUAUGUUUUGUAGUGUUGUUAUCUAUGGAGAGGCUGAUCAAUGAUACUGCUGCUUACUGUGCACAAAGAAAAGCAUUUGGUAAAUCCAUUUUAGAUAACCAGUAUGUCCACUUCCGCCUUGCUGAACUUCAAACUGAAGUAGAGCUGUUAAGGUCACUUGUAUACAGAACUACAGGUGGGUGUCCUGUGCCUACAAUGUUCCUCUCCUCCACUGUCAAAAUCUAAGAUGGCAACCACUCAUGUCUUUUCUCUUCACUUAUUUACUACUUUAAGUUAUAAGACUCCUAUCAUGUAUUUUCAGUCAGAACAGUGUAGGGAAUACUGAGAAAUCACCAGGGGGAAGGGUAGGGGAUCAAUGAGCACCCAUCAUCAUCUCCCCUAGUGGUAGACUUUGCAGGCAAUUUUGGUGUCACAUAGGUGUUUACAUUUAUUUACAUUUGCCACAUAAAAUAAAUAUUAUAGAAAGAAAAUUAAAAAAAAUAUAUAUUAUUACUAAGAUUACACUUUUGUAAUAGAUAGAGUGGUGAGGAAGCCCAAUAGAAGCUAAAUAGCUUGUAGAAAAUUGGGCUCCUCAUACUUAAUUAUGAUAUAGUGUCAGCUGUCAUAUCAUGGUCAGGUGAGUUUAAUUUAUAGCGCUCUUUUAAUUUAUAGCGCUCUCUUUUUUAAAUGAAGUCUUGAAACUAGAGAAACUGGUCAGUUGCAUAAGAUUAUAGGGAGGGGAGUUCCAUAGUUUAGGUCCUUGAUGGAGUAAUGUGAACUGUUUAAUGUUUGGUCUACAGAAAUAAGGUCGGUAGUUAUUAGCAUUUCGAGUAUUACAUGUAUAUGUGUGUACUUGGCGAUUAGUAACAAAGGUGGUGUUAAACGCAUGAGGAAGGAGGUUAUUGUGAUAUGAGUACAUUCAAUAAGGAAAGCUAACACUUGUACCCAUAAAGAUAUCAAAGGGGUUUUACAUAAAAAAAUAAAAAUUAUCUGAGUAAAAAUAAACAAGACCAUCACACCUUUAGGGGUCAAAAAAAGCCGGAGCCACGCCCAGAAUGGUUUCGUUUAGGGGUUUGAAUCCAAUUUUAUGAGGAGCAUGGCCAUCUAUUUUAUCUAGGCAUUUCCCCCCGGGGUGCUCACGUGCCAGAAUAACAUUCCUACACCGCAGGUUGCUGAAGAAAAUGACCCCUUCAACUAAGAAAUCAAUCUCGUUCCCAGGAUCUUCUCCUAUGCGUCCGCGGAGCAAGAGAGGCAUGAGUAGGAAAGACCCAUGGGUAGGAGGUUGCUAAAAAAUAACUGGUGUUACAUUUUUCUGGCAGCUUUGUACUUGGAAGGCAAAGAUGUAAACAAACUAGCGUCAAUGCUGAAGCUUAAAGCUGGGCGGUUGGUGCGUGAGGUGCCUGAUUCAUGUCUGCAGUUCUGGGGUGGAAUGGGUUUUACUUCAGAUGUGGAAGUGAGUCGUGCCUACAGAGACAAUCGCCUACUCUCCAUUGGUGGAGGAGCAGAUGAGGUCAUGUUGUCAAUCAUUUGCAAAUACAUGGGAACAUUUCCUAAAGACCAAACAUUAUUUUAGCAAAUCAAAGCGGGUGCCAGCGAUUUUGGUCUGAAUAAAGGGCAGCCUUUUAGCGGAUGCAUACACGCAUUCGUCUACAACUUUAUUUUAGCUCAUAUUUUUAGUGAAGCAUACAUGCUAACGCCUUCAGGCCGGCGAACUUAAGAAAAAGAUUUAUGCAAGGUAUUGCCAAACUGAGGACAUUUAAAAAGAGAAUAUAUUGUAAAUAAUUCACGCUUUCACCAUUUCUGUAUUCCCAGACCUAAGUCGAUUGCAGUUCUGCCCUGACUGCUUAAUUCAGAGGUCCAUGUUAUGAAGUCGUAAUUGCUACCUUUUGUAACUCCCUCUGCCUUAGAAUUACGUUUGCUAACUAUGGUUACACCGAGGUAUGUAGCUCAGUCGGGAUGUAGCUAUGAACAUCAUGAGAUAUGGACAAAUCUAGAGAUUACUUCAAUGAAUUGAAAACACGUUAGUAUUGAAAAAAAUUGUUCAUUCUUUCCUUCAUUUUUAUCUCUUUGUCAGUCCCUACGGACCUGUGAACUCACGAUUUGGGCUUUUAAUCCAAGGUCUCACGAUUUAGCCUCGAAAUCUCACGGUGAGAAAGAAUGGCUUAAAUUGCCAAACAGUAAUGUUCAAUAUUGGGUUCCCGACAAAACAGAACAGAUGUCGCGACGAUUGCUUUUGAUGAAACGACGAUCUAAUGAGAAAUUAAACCGGAGAUCGCAUGGCCAUUUUGAUAAAGUUUAACAACGUUUCAAGUUAUUCGUGCGAUGAUGGCAAAGAAAUCUGCCAAAAAGUCCUCUGCACGUUCAAAGUUUUUAGUUUUGCUUAUUUAACCCGUUGCUGUUUUUAUUUUCUUGUUUCUGUCAUCUUCGUGGUUGCCUGGGGACGCUAGCAGCGCUAUCACGCAAAACAAUUCUUGAUAUUCGACGAUUUUGGCUAAAAAACCGAAGAUUUGAUAGAAAACGCGCGACGAAAACGAUGUCUGCAGUUACCCAUACAGAGGCUCAACAAUUCCGGUUGGAAUGUAGUAAUAUCAGUAACAAAAUAAAUCAGUAUUUAUAAUGGCUAAAUAGUGUCAAAUGUAAUUACUGAGGGAAACAUGGACCAAAGAUAGGUUCAAUUCUAACCUCAUUUCCGUG
Porites lobata is the source of this 13616-nucleotide messenger RNA. The record is from the annotation of a GenBank genome assembly. NCBI's taxonomy places the organism in Eukaryota, Metazoa, Cnidaria, Anthozoa, Scleractinia, Poritidae.